CGUCCAGUAAACUCGUCCGUGCCAGCGCUGCUCUUUUCCCGUCAUGGCAUCCACCUAGCCCGAUCGCUGCCCAGGGAUCGCCCAUCUGCAGGCUAACUGCUGACUGAACUGUCGACUGGCUGGUCGCCGGUUGCGACCGGACGCCUGCAGGCUUAGAAAGCACCAUCUGUGCGCCUCCACUACCCCAACGGCGCUCCCUCGCUACACCUAUUAUCCACGCCCUUUGUCCCUCCGGGGAGAAGCUACUGUUCGCACCUGCUCAACCAUGGAUCGCCAGCAGCAUGAGCCCGCCCACCGCCCGGCGUCGUCGGCCACGACCACGACGACCACUACUACUACUACUACCACCACUGCUGCGCCACACACAACCACCACCACCACCACCACCCACCAUCCCCCAGCCCAGGGGACUACCCACGUCCAGUCUGGGCCCGACUCGACAACCGUCCUGCACCCUACCGUUACUACCACCAACCGCACAUCGUAUCCUUCUGCCUCUCAAUCACGCGCCUUUCAUGAGCCUCCAGACACGCGGAGAACACGCAGUUCCUCCAUCCGCAUACGAAGGCCCUCACAUCAACCAAGCCUCCAGAGCCUGCAGCCCAUGCAAGAAGCCGCUGCUGCGCCCACUCCUGCCCAAGCGCAAAUGUCGGCCGCCAACGAUGCAUGGCAAGCUGGUCGAAGACGAAGCAGCUCGGAGCCGCGCCCACUCCCGCAGGCCAUGUUCGCCGACGAUGACCUGCGACGCCAGUCGACAAUAGCACAUGGCCAUCUGCAGCCAUUGUACGAAGGUCGCGUCCAGGGCGCGGAUUCUAGUCCUGGCAACGGCUCCCCGGCGCCUCGCGACCGCAACAGCGUGCGAAGAAGUGUCGUUCGCUCAUCUUCGGCAUUCCAUAUACGCCGGAGCCAGAAAACGCAAAAUCAAAACCAAAACAUGAUGGGGGAGAAUGUCAUCGACGUGCUCGAUGUCAUUGACCCUGAGGUAUCUACCCUCACCACUCUGAAUAAUGUGCAGAACUCGCUAUUUCUGCCCAACCUGCCCUGGCUCUACAACCGCCAGCCGACGUACGACCUUGGCCCGUCUUCGUCGUCUGAUUCGGAUGAAGAAAUGGGCGUCGCGAGAGGGCCAGGCGGCGAAGAGGACCCGCUUGCACAAAUGACGCAGCCAGGCGAGGCUGAGCAUGCGCUGCGUGACGACCAUGGCCAGUUGCGACGUCAAAACUCAAUCGACUCGAUUCUGUCCACCAUGGAGGAAGGCCCAGGCCACCACUAUGCCGUGCUACCUCAUGGUGCGUCCUUGCAAGGGUGGUCAGACGAAGAAAAGGCCGCUCUCGAUGACCAUGUGCGCCAUCUGCUUCACUCACGACGCGCAAGAUUCAAGAGGACCAUGAAGGGCUUCGGACGCUAUGUUCGCAAUCCUCUGGGCUUCAUUGUCACUCUGUACUUCUUCCUCAUCACCUUUUGGGGAGCUGCAUGGGUCCUCUUUCUCAUCGGCUGGAUCUAUGUCGGCCACCGACAGGAUUACUUUGUCGAAAUCUGCGACCAGAUCCUUACCGCUCUAUUCUGCGUCGUGGGAAUUACCAUGUUCCCCUUUCGCUUGGUCGACACGUACCACAUGGCUUUUGUCGCUUACUAUGCCCACAAGACUUGGAGACUACGCAAAGAAAGGGGCCUGCAGGAUUUGAAAGACCACAACGAGUUGCCGGUUAUGCCCCGUUCUUCUGCCUGGGAGACUGGGGAAGCCGAGCAGGAAGGUGUAGAGCUGCCAGUCCUGACUGCCGAGGAGCAAACCAAACUCGAACACCACCAGGCAAAACUGGCCAAAUCGCAUACAUUCUACCGCCCCCACGAAACCUAUACCCAUCACGCCUUUUCUAUCAGACUGCUCAUCACCAUCAUUGUCCUGCUCGACUUCCACUCCAUGUUCCAAUGCGCACUGGGUGGCACCACGUGGGGCAUCUACUACAAGGAUCGACCCAAAGAAGUCACUGCCAUUAUCCUCAGCUGCAGUCUUACCUGCAACAUCACGGCCGGCAUCAUCAUUGGGCGAGGCGAUGUGCGCAGCCGCAAGAAGCUCGUCGUGGAGCAGAUGCUGCGCCAGGAAAUGACGGAAGAAGCCCUGAAGAAGUUGCGAAAAGAACGCGGUCUCAAGGCAAAAGGCCUCAUGACGAAGAAGCAGAAGAAGAUGAUGCAAAAAGAAAUGGGCGAGCAACCCAAGAAUCCGCUAGAUACCAUCCUACACCGGGGUUAGACUUUGAUGUCAUUCAUGUUGAUAGUAUUGUUGUCGUCGUUGUUUGUUUGUAUGAAAACGAGAAAAGAUUGUAUGAAACAAGUCUUUGUGUCUCCUGAUGGAUAAGAAUUUCAUACUAUAUACCCUUUUUCUUGUAAAUGGCGCGAUGACGCAGCCAUGGCUUUCCGUUUUUUUUUCCUCUUAAACGAAAGAACCAAGAAAAAUAAUAAUAC
Exserohilum turcica Et28A is the source of this 2463-nucleotide messenger RNA. RefSeq lists its product as uncharacterized. The transcript is spliced from 2 exons. Lineage: Eukaryota; Fungi; Ascomycota; Dothideomycetes; Pleosporales; Pleosporaceae. The coding region runs from base 266 to 2251 and encodes 661 amino acids. The record is from RefSeq and is a predicted model, not a curated record.